Molecule: messenger RNA, 2520 nt
Organism: Hydractinia symbiolongicarpus
Lineage: Eukaryota; Metazoa; Cnidaria; Hydrozoa; Anthoathecata; Hydractiniidae
Product: activating transcription factor 7-interacting protein 1-like
Exons: 4
Coding region: 196-1584 (462 amino acids)
Biological process (GO): regulation of DNA-templated transcription
Cellular component (GO): nucleus; transcription regulator complex
Molecular function (GO): transcription coregulator activity; protein binding
Source: RefSeq, a predicted model, not a curated record
CGUUUGAUAAAAGUAUAUGGUUUUUAGCAUUUGUUGCACAUAAAAAUAUCAAGCUUAUAAAGGGGAGGUAAAGAGAUGCAAGACUUCAAAGUACAAUGAAUAUGUUUCUUCUGAUUCGACGUAAUUACACAUGCGCCAACAGCAGUAUAUAACGCAAGUAUAUAAGUAAAUCAACAUCUGAAUGAAUUGAGAAAAAUGGUCAUGGAUGGAGAAAACAAGGCUUUAAAAACAGAUAUUGAAUUAUAUGAAAGAUCCAGUUGCAUGUUGAAAGAUGUUACUAAAAGAGACUUUGCUGUUCAAACAGAUAACUAUAACAUUAAAGAGGUUAUAGCUACCAUCGUAAAUAAAAGAAUUAAUCAAGUGCAAUCCUUUACUACAGAAGAUUUGCAGAGAAAACUUGAAAAGGUGGAAGAAGAAAACAGAAAUUUGAGGAGAAGAGAACGAAUUUAUGAAAAACGCUUGGUUCAACUGGAGGAACAAAGUAGAAAGAGGAGAAAUGUUAAUCCAUCCACUUCACCAGGUGCGAAACGUCCGUACGAAGAUCAUGCAACCAUAAAAAUACCCGAUGAAAACAUUGAAAGUAGUAAUCCAGAAAAUGAUUCUGUGUGCAAUGAAACCAGCCAUGAAUUACUUGACGGGGACUUUUGUCCACCACUUUUCAGAUCAGGUCAAAAGAAGUCUCAUACCAUAAGUUACCAGAAGGAGAAAAUUCCUACACAAUUAGUUACACCAAUGCAAAAGGAAGCCAAAAUAGAGUCACAAGUUCCUGUCCAAAAGGCUGUUGCGCAGAGUGUGGCUCACAGCGAGGCUCAAGCUACAGCAAGACCAGUUACAUCUCAACUGCAACAAGUCAGGACAAACGAAGCGUUUAGAAGAGUCGAUAUGCAGAUCCAGCCAAAUAGACAGAUUGAGGCAUCGACAAUGCAGCUCCAACACGUUCCAGUUCAACUGGUAGCCGCCCCAGUCAUGAAUACGAGACAAUAUAUUAGAUAUCCAGUCAUACCUCAAAGAGCUAUUAAUCCCAACCAAGGAGCACGGUUAGCUAGAAUUCCUUUACGUGGACCUCCACCCAAUCAUAACUUGUUUGAAUAUAGACCUCUUAGUAAACUUAAUCAUCGCCAAAGAAUACCGACAUACCAGAUAAGAGCAAUACCGUCACAUGAAAUGCAAGUGCAACAACAACCACAAACUGUUCAUUAUACCACAGUGUCAACAAACCCACCCCCACCGUAUAAGGAACCUUCAAACUUUAUACCAUUACCUCGGUUAACCGCAAGUAUUACGUCAGACGCUAGUAGUAUAAUAUUGACUUGGGAUUGUUUUGAUGCAACAAGCCAAUUCCAGAGAAAUGUUGAUGUCUAUUAUUUAUUUGCCUUCCAUACGUUAGAUUUAAGUAAACCACCACCAACAGAUGUUAACGCUUGGAAACGCAUUGGCGCUAUUAAGUCUUUACCUUUACCAAUUGCAUGUACACUAACACAAACAUUCGAUGGUCAUAAUUAUUUCUUUGCAGUUGUUGCAACUGGCGCCCAGGGAAGGAUGGGUGAACUUAGCAAUCCAUGUGCAUUAAAAGUUACUUUGUGAAUUGCUUAAGCGUAAAAUAUUUAUUUUAUAAUUGUUUUCUGUUCUCGUUGUCUUUUUUAUAUUUGUUAAAACAAAAACUAUUUCUUAUCACUUUGUACCAAAAAUUGCAAACGCACGGGUUUUUAAUAUUGUACCAAAAUGUUUAAUUUUCUUUAAAUGUUAAAAUUAUCUUAUUAAAGUGGUGGGAAUUAUGAAUGACUAGAACUGGGAAAGAUUAAUUUAAAACUUAUGAAAGUGACUUCAAAAUUAGAUUCCUUGCGUGCACGAUUUUUUUUAUAAGCAAUGUGUUUGUUGCGAAAAUAGAAGGAGACGCGCUUUCAAAACAAAAUAGAUAAAACUCUAAGAAAAGGAGGCUACAAUAACUUCUUGUUGAGCAUAUUAGUUUAUUUCCAAGAACUUUUUUUUACCAAUAUAUGACACAUAUUACAAAAUUACUUGCAUAAAAUUAAGCAAACGUUAAGCAACUUUAGAUCAAAUAGAUUUUCAACGCAUAAGUAUCCCUCCCACAACCCUUCUGUCAAUUUUGCAGACAGAAGAGGAGUUGAAUAGACAGUGCUCCAGAUUCCCUUUCUCCAAGAACAGGGCGAGAAUAUUGAUAUUUGAGGUAGGCGGGUUUUUUUACUAAUUUUGUAAAAGAUCUCACCAAAUUUCUAAGUUGCUUAUAAAAAAGUCUUUUAGAUAAUAGGAGAUUGAUUUUACAUGGUCGAGUAAGAGAAACACUAUUCAAUGUGAAAAAAUUUAUCGCAGUCUCUUACCAUAUUUCUCUAACAGCAGGCAAGAUAGAUUGUUUAUAUAUAUAGAAUUUUAUAUACUGUAAAAAUGCUUGUUUGUAUUUAUAGUUAAUUUUUUUAUUACCAGUGUAAUUAUUUUCAUUAAUAUUGCCAGUAGAUGAUUCAAUUUUGUUUCAAAUUUGAAAUAUACUUCGUCUUGCUCCAA